GCAACCUCGUUACUGCUUCCAGUCGCGCCUGGCCAGCGCCGACCACGCCGCCCACUCAACGCGGCGCCAGUCUGCCCAACUGCUCUCCUUCCAUACUAAAAUGGCGAAUCAACAACAAUUAACGACUCGGCCACGGAUCCUCGAAGCUGUGUCUUUAACGGUAGUCAUUCUAAUAGCCGCUCGCGUCUUGGCUCUGGGUUAUUGGAUUUACAGCUUGGCUACUGAGAAGCAGCCUCAGAGAAGAAAGGAGCACUAGAUCCAGUUCAAUUUAUAGUAACAGAGAAGGGAAUCUUCAAUUCAACAGUAGUUUUGAUGGUAUAAAUAUAUACUUGGAAUCUAUAUUCUUGGCUUUUGGCAUGACUAGUGCUCUG
Camellia sinensis is the source of this 371-nucleotide messenger RNA. NCBI's taxonomy places the organism in Eukaryota, Viridiplantae, Streptophyta, Magnoliopsida, Ericales, Theaceae. The record is from RefSeq and is a predicted model, not a curated record.